Messenger RNA from Cloeon dipterum, 5675 nucleotides. It is a transcript of the gene nolo, whose product is annotated as no long nerve cord. Gene Ontology annotation, biological process: extracellular matrix organization; proteolysis. Lineage: Eukaryota; Metazoa; Arthropoda; Insecta; Ephemeroptera; Baetidae. Gene Ontology annotation, cellular component: extracellular matrix. The transcript is spliced from 22 exons. Gene Ontology annotation, molecular function: metalloendopeptidase activity. Bases 227 to 4180 code for a protein of 1317 amino acids. The record is from RefSeq and is a predicted model, not a curated record.
GGUACCUCGGCCCUUGUCAUUCGCCUCCAAGUGGGAUAGCCGCGUCGACGACCGUCUCUCGCUCGGCCGCCCGCCCGCCCGCUCUCGCUGCUGCCCAGCGCCCACCGACACCUGCCCCUGUCGCCGCCUCCUACGCUGGCCGCCGGCCUCAUGGCCGCUCUGCCGCCUUGGUCGGAAUUGAUUCACAGGCUGAAUCACAGCUGCGGUAACUGAGUGAGCAUCCAGCAUGACCAGAAUCUGCCUCCUGUUUUUGUGUUUCGCUUUGGUGGCUGCGAGCGCCGGGGACACGAGCUCCGAGGUCGCGAGCACUGCGUCAACCGAGAAUUCGGCACCGACGGCCACCAGCAGUAGCCAUGAGCUGGAGGAAAAAGGAGAGAAAGCCUCGAUCGGAAAUGAGGGUGCUGAUGAAGACGAGGAGGAGGAAGACGGCGACAGCCCAACCUUCACGGACGCCAGUCUGGAGGAACUCGAGCGAGAAUUGGAGCAGCCGGGCCACAAAAGGCACAGCGCGCGUUCUGGAUGGGCCACCUGGUCCGACUGGAGCACAUGUUCGCGGACGUGCGACGGCGGCGCCUCCUACCAGAUCCGCAGGUGCACCGCCCCGCAGGGGUGCAAGGGAGAACCUCUCAGACACAGGAUUUGCAACAUGCAGCCGUGCUCAGACAAUGGCGACUUCAGAGAGCAACAAUGCGCGGCUUACAACGACAUCCCGUACGAAGGCCACCUUUACAAAUGGACCGCUAGCCACGACGAGUACGAGCCUUGCGCGCUCACGUGCAAGACGAGGAGCAAGGACGGCCGCAGCACGCUGGUGGUGCAGCUGGCGCCCAAAGUGCAGGACGGCACCCGCUGCAGGCACGGUAGCCUCGACAUGUGCAUCAAUGGCAAAUGCCAGAGAGUUGGCUGUGACCUAAAAAUUGGAUCAACCCUGCAUGUUGAUGAAUGUGGAGUGUGCGGCGGGAAUGGAAGCUCGUGCGCCAAGCCGCUGUACAAAUGGGAGGAUGCUGGAACCGAGACCUGCUCAGCUACUUGUGGCGGAGGCGUUCGCUUCACGAAGCCGGUGUGCAGGAACAGAAUCACCAAGGCCGUGGAGGAGGACGCCCUCUGCAACGCCAGCCAGAAACCCGAGCCGACCAAGGUGGCGUGCAGCACCAGGCGGUGCCCCCCGAAGUACGUGGUAGGCGAGUGGGGACCCUGCUCCGUUACCUGUGGCGGAGGCACGCGCUACCGUCCAAUAUUCUGCGCCGAGGAAACCAAAGGCACGCUGGCCAAAGUGGCCGACCACUUUUGCAACGGACACAAGCCUCGCUAUCAAGAGCAGUGCAACACCGCCGACUGCCCCGACUGGGACUCGGGGGAGUGGUCAGGGUGCUCUGUUUCGUGUGGAGAGGGCCAACAGACCAGACGGGUUCUCUGCAGGGAUGCCAGGGGCGAUCCUAGCUCAAAGUGUGAGCCGGGCAGGAAGCCGCCUGCCACUCAGCCUUGCAGAACUGGCAUUGAGUGUCCGAAGGACAAGUACGAGAGUGAUGAAGAACUAUCAGAAAACGUACAUUAUCUGAAGGAGAACUCACAGCAAUUGUUUGAGCAGUUACCAACUCAUCCGCAGAGACUAAUCGGCGAGCGCAACGUCCCAAGACAGGCAACCUUCAUAACCGAGGAAUGGGGGCCUUGCAAUGUCUCGUGUGGAAUUGGCUGGAGGCAACGCGAGGUCAGGUGCAAGAUUUUCCUCGAUUUUUCUCGUUCUCUCGCGAACCUGCCUGACUCCAAAUGUCACGGCCCUAAACCAUCCGCUAUUGAGCGCUGCGUGAUGCCAAAGUGCGGCGGUAGCUUUUCUAGAUACGACGAGAUGAGCAUAAGUGACCCAACCAUGAUUGCGGUCAAGGAUGAGCAACCAGUGACGGACGAGCCGUUGUGUGAUAACCCGUUGUGUAACUACUACCACGACGCUCUGCCGCAGACGUCAUCGAGAGAAGGCACAAUAAGAGUUGCACCGAGACCGCCUGGAAAAAAUGGAAAAGAGAGCUACACCUGGCAGGAACAGGGAUACACUUACUGCAGUGCUUCUUGCCUAGGAGGUGUCCAGGAGCUGAUUGUGAGCUGCGUGAGGGAGUCGGACUCACAGUCUGUGAGUCCCUACUUGUGCCCGAUUGAGACCAGACCCGUUUUGCUGACCCGCACGUGCAAUGACGUCCCUUGUCCCCCGCGCUGGAAUUAUUCCGAGUUCCAGGAGUGCAGCAAGCCGUGUGGAAUCGGCAUCCAGCUGCGGGACGUCUCUUGCAUCCACGAAGUGGCGAGGGGUGGCGGAAAUACAGUCGUCGUCCCAAAUUCCAUGUGCCCACAGCCGCCACCUCCGGACAGACAGUACUGCAAUGUGCUGGACUGUCCAAUCAAGUGGCACUCUGGAGAUUGGUCAAAGUGCUCUCGAGCCUGUGGAGGUGGAAUGAAAACUAGGAAAGUGGAGUGCAUGCAGACGAUGGCUCAGGGUCACAUUCAGGGUCGACCUGUGAGCAUGUGUCCGUCAAACAAGCCAGCCGAGAGCAAGGCGUGCAACACCAAGCCUUGCGACCCAGGAGACUCGCCGACAAUCGCGUCUACAAACCAAACGUACAUCCAGCAGUCCCCAAAAAAGAAAGUGACACUCAAGAUUGGAGGGCAGGCGGCAGUUUUCUGGGGCACUCAGGUCAAGAUCAAGUGCCCCGUUAAGAAGUACAACAGGACCAGAAUCUUUUGGAAGAAGGACCAGAAAUCGAUCAGGAAUUCCAAGAAGUACUCCAUCUCCAAGAAAGGCGCACUCAGGGUUCAAGACGUUGUCUACAGUGACAGUGGAAUUUACACUUGCAUGGCUGGCCGAUCUUUCGCGGACAUCACAUUGACAGUGAAACCCAAGCCUGGACAUUUCCCUACCUCUGAAGAAAUCGACCGAGUCGGAUCUCCAGGGGCUCCUGUUGGUGGUUCGUCGAGGCAAACGGCCAAUAGCCUUGAUCCGUUUGGCUUAAGCACAGGACACGACAGCAGCUCUGACGCUGGAUAUGGCUCAAUGCAUAUGGGAGAGGCGAGAGCUCCCCAGCCUUUCAACAAUCUGGAGGACCAUAGCCACGAGCUGGGCGGGCCUCCACUCACUGCAAAAACUACAAAGCCUCCCUGGCAGAAGGGCAGGAAAAACAAAAAUAAGGAAAACGAGGAAAACGACGGUUCUCGCUUCGCAAUUAAACCGUCGACCCCCGAAUCAAAUGUCAGAGAAGCGGGGGUGCCGACGCCACCCCCGUCGCUCGAAGAUUACCAACAACCCCCUUCGACAGCGUCGUCGUCCUCGCGCCCAAUGCCCCACUUUCAGCAGCUUCUCGCUAACCUCCAGAACUUGUGGCCGUUUCAGCCCUUCAGCAACUCCCGCGGCCUUCGGAUGGUGGACUCGCCCUUCGGCGCGCUAGCCAAGUCUGACGACUCGGACAGUAACGAUGACGAUGCAACACCAGGACCUGUAGUCAUCUUAGGGAAAGGUACAAAAGAAAGCCUCAAAUUCGAGUGGGUGACGCGGCCGUGGUCGGCUUGCUCGCAGCCGUGCGGCAAAGGUGGAAUCCAGGCUCGCGAGGUCAUUUGCAUGGUGCGGCUGCAGAACAACACGCAACCUGUCGAGGGAAACCUGUGCUUCGACGAGGGCCUCGAAUCGCCAGCCGCCAUCCAGGACUGCGGCACCAACGAGUGUCCCAAGUGGACGUCUGGCGCGUGGACGGACUGCGAGCACUCGAGGUGCUUCACGUGGAACACCGCCAUGCAGAGGAGGGAGGUAAACUGCCAGUUUCCCAAUGGAACCAUCACCGAGAGUCCGCUCUGUGACGAGAAAGAAAAACCGCUCGCGAGACAAGAGUGCUAUAACGUCAAAUGCAAAGGCACUUGGAAAGUAGGCGAGUGGUCAGAUUGUACAGCAGCAUGCGACACACACGGGACCAAAUAUCGAAUUCUCCAGUGUGUUUGGUACGGAACCAAAAAACCCGCGGGCAAUGCUUGUCGGGACCAGCCGAGGCCUGCCGUCAUGAAAAUGUGUAAAGGUCCGCCCUGCAGAACUACUGCUGAAUGCACAGAUCAGGUUACUCAUUGUCGGAGGGUAAGGUUGAUGAACCUGUGCAGGGUGUACAGGUACCAGUAUCAGUGUUGCCAAACGUGUCGCGGAGGAAUGGGGUGAAAACGUUAGGACUCGAAAAACAGAAUGCCACUCUCCGCUGCGAGAGCGCGUGGGCCGGAUGAGAACACUUCGGGUGUGCAAGAUUCAACCUCAUAGUUCCUCUCUAGAGCAAAGCAACAGACAGACAGACAGACAGCGUUCUAUCAAUGGUUUUUGUGCGUGCGCGUCGUGCAAACGGUUUUUUAAACCAAUGCACAAUUGAUGAACAACGACGAAUUGCCAAAAGUGACAGAGAAAACGAGUGGAGUGAAAUAAAUGACGUGUGGGCCGCAUGAAUAUACAAGCAGAUAUAAUUAAUACAAGUAAAACGAAAGAAAGAAAAUUCAGACUCGUUCAAAUGCUGUUAAAUAUUCAUAAAAUUAUUGUACAUUGCUGUUUUAGCCAUUCCAAAUAAUAUUAUUGUACUAAAAUUGCAAGAAGGUAAAUUUGCUUUUUGGUUCCCAAAAUUUAAAUGGUUGGCAUUAUUUUUCUCGAGAAAAAAUAAAUAUUAUUGAAUAGCAUUCAAUCAGGGACAUUGCAAAAUCAUUCCUCAGCAAAAAAUGUGAUAAAAAUCGUUAAAAUAUCAGUACUAUAAAAAUGUGGAGAAAUGUUCUAAAAAGAAGCAAUGCAUUAUUUUCAACUUAAAAUCCUACCCAACCGUUAAGAGUGCUUGCGUAAUAGUUUUGCGUUGAAAAAUAAUAAUAUCCCUUCAGCUUUUUUCUCUAAAAAUGCCAACACCAUCGAAAAAGGUAUGUAAGUGGGCUACAAGCAAUUUUCCCUCCAUAAAAUGUUUCAAAAUCCGCACAACAUUGAAAAUUAUUUAACGACACUUAUUUUAUUCAGCAGAGGCAAUAUCAUUAUUUGCUUUUUAAGUGUUUAAUUCCAGUUUUAAUUUAUCAUAUACACAAAAUGAGAGACUGAUUUUUAUUUCACAUUUUAUGUACCUCAAUUAAAUCUCACCGCAAUCACACCACACCUGAAAGUAAGUUCGCAUUUACCGCAGCCUAUAAAAUUCCUUUUUACACUGUUCUCGCUUAAUUCUUUUGUAGCAAAUGUCGCACCUUGACCUGCGUGCGUCUUUAUUUUUCUCGUUUGCUAGCCCGGUUUGAUUUGCUACUGCUGGAUGUAUAGUUACUAUCAAAUAAGACUGCCAUACGUUUUAUGUUAACGAGUACAUAUAAUUAUAAUUUCACUGAUAAAAAUACGAGCCCCAAGCCUGUGGUCGUUGCGUGCGCGUAAAAGGAAAGAGAUAAUUUUAACAAUUAUGAUAACACGUAUACUGUCUGCGGCGAUGCGUUUCGAUUUUUUGUACACACUCUGUCUAUCAUUCUCACAUUACCAUCCGUUCCUCACUCAAUUACCUCAACAGUUUAUGUAUUUCAAUAUUUCGUUAAAACACGAAAACGGCGCUUGACUAAAAGAACAAAAUUUCUAACCCAAAUGUAUUUAUUAAUGUACGAUAUAUAAUAUGAUUUUAUUGAAAUUAAAUACCAUCCAUGUUAAUAAAUCAACGGAA